Molecule: messenger RNA, 844 nt
Organism: Bradysia coprophila
Lineage: Eukaryota; Metazoa; Arthropoda; Insecta; Diptera; Sciaridae
Source: RefSeq, a predicted model, not a curated record
UCAUAGUAGCAAAGUGUCACGUAUUUGGCUGUGUAAUCGCCAUAAUUAUAAUUUGUGACACAGACACAUGGACGGACGGACAGACGGACGGACGUACAGAUGAAGUGUCUACAAUAGGUUCUUUUUUUAAGAAAAAAGACCUAAAAAUUAGCUAACCUCAUCGGUGCCACCUCUAAAUUGUUGUUAAUGUUGUUGACUUACACAUAGGAUUCUUAUAAAUACGGUGCGAAAUCAUUCGACAACCACUUGUGAUCUUCAUUAGUUCUGACAAUCAUUUGUUGAAAUUAAAUUAUUCAAAUUUGUGGAUAUUGAGGCAAUAUGUUAAUAGUUUUGCUGCUGUGUGCCUUUGCUACGGCUUCUCCUAGCCCUAAUUACAACUAUCCAAAACCGGACAUACCAUUUUCUGACUCUCCCUCAGAAAUCACAGAUCCUAUUUCGCCAUCACAAACGCCACCGAGAUCUCCAACAACAACAGCACGACCAUCAAAAUUAGAUGAUGAAUAUUUACCACCAUCAACAUCACCAAAACCAUCACCAACAUCACAACCACCACCACCACCACCACCAACACCACCACCACCACCACCACCAACACCACCACCACCACCACCAACACCACCAACACCACCACCACUACCACCAUCACCAUCACCACCACGACCACCACCACGACCACGACCAGAUAAUGAAUAUUUACCACCCACAACUGCUCGUCCACAUGAAGAAGUCGAUAUUGAUCUAAAGUGUCUAGUUUCCUGUGUUGGUUGAGGCGUCAAAGUAUCAAAUCUUCAGUCGUUGGAAAAAAGAAUACAAAUUUCUGAUUAGAAAAUAAAAAUCUCCAUUU